AAAUUAUAACAAUAGCUAUAGCUAUUUUGCAUCUUGCAUCGGACUUGCUCUCACGUGUCAUCGAUUUGGUCGGCUAGGAGCACCCCUGAUCGCAAGUCGUAACUAACCAGCACUGUAUUUCGUAGUCGGAGUUUGGUGGGGUGUAAGCGUUCCAGACCAAGCCAAACCUUAAAACAAAGGGCCGUUAAGUUUCCCAAAUCUAGGCAUGGCCGUUCAAAGCAGUUGGUCUUUCCCGCAACAAUCCGCGAUCCCUGUCCGAUUUGAGCAGCAGCUUAGAAGGCCGAGUGAGCAGCCUAUGUGUCUCAGCUUCUCAACUGGUAAUAAUUUAAGAAGAAGAGAUUGGAUGCGAGCUCUAGCUAUGGAGCGGAGCAGCGGCGGCGGAGGGGACCCACCUGCGGCAGUCCCCAAUUCGAAUUAUGUAGUGCCCAUGGACUCGAACUUAUCGUCUUGCAUCACGCGCCCCCUCGCGGAAAUUCUUCGAGACCUGAACAAGAGGAUCCCUGAUAAUAUCAUUACCAAGACUCAUGAGGAUCUUAUCAACACUUCCACUCCCUUCAUUCCCUGGUACCACGCCAACCGUAUGUUGAGUUUUUAUGCUCCAGGUUGGUGUGGAGAAAUACGGGAUGUGAUAUUUUCUGACAGUGGAAGUGUAACUGUUGUGUAUCGUGUCACAGUACGUGGUUCUGAUGGAGAGGCUUACCGUGAAUCAACUGGGACUGUAUCUUCUAGCACUGACCAUGUUGUAGACCCUGUGGCCGCUGCCGAGGAGUUGGCUUUUGGCAGGGCAUGUGCUCGGUUUGGCCUUGGUUUGUAUCUUUAUCAUGAAGAUUAGGUGCCACCAGAUUUAUCAACUUGAGUCAUCGGUGUGCCUAACAGUUAAAACAUACAUUUGUUCAAAUUCGAAUGAGAUCCACUAUAUUCCCUCUGUUUGUGUACUUUGUAAAGUGUAUAUGUAUUUAAAAAGUAGAAAAAUGAUGUUCUAUAUUUUAAAUAGAUGAGAUGUUAUCGUA
This is a messenger RNA of Daucus carota subsp. sativus, 1010 nucleotides long. Its product is annotated as DNA repair RAD52-like protein 2, chloroplastic. Gene Ontology annotation, biological process: double-strand break repair via homologous recombination. The coding region runs from base 206 to 832 and encodes 208 amino acids. Gene Ontology annotation, molecular function: DNA binding. The transcript has 4 exons. The record is from RefSeq and is a predicted model, not a curated record. Lineage: Eukaryota; Viridiplantae; Streptophyta; Magnoliopsida; Apiales; Apiaceae.